Molecule: messenger RNA, 1518 nt
Organism: Iphiclides podalirius (scarce swallowtail)
Lineage: Eukaryota; Metazoa; Arthropoda; Insecta; Lepidoptera; Papilionidae
Source: the annotation of a GenBank genome assembly
AUGAUUUUCACUCUAGCGAUAGUCCAAGCUGUUGGUUACGACACUGAACUAUUUGAAACGCCGCCUUGCGACAGUAACGCCUGCUUCGAUGAACUCCACGGGGCCUUAGGCGACUGCUCUUGCAAUGUUGAUACAAUUGAUUAUUUUAAUAACGUGAAGAUCUUUCCCCGCAUACAAAGUUUAGUGAGUAAAGAUUACUUUCGUUUCUACAAAGUGAAUUUAAAAAAAGAUUGCCCGUUCUGGGCGGACGACAGUAGGUGCGCUAUGAAGUACUGCCAUAUUAAAACAUGCUCGAAGGAAAGUGUUCCGGGCUAUCCGAAUGGAUACGAAAAUGAGGAGGAGCAAGAAGCUCCAGCUGUGAAAUAUUUAAAAGAAGCUCAGAGCGCAUGCAGUAAUGAUGAGGAUCACGACCCGGAUUUGGGAUAUUUAAACAUGACUAUAAGUGCUGCUAGUCAGUAUGAAAUAGCAAAAUGGAAUGCCUAUGAUAGCGCCUUGGAGAAUUUUUGUGAAUGUGACGAUCGAGAUGCUGAAGCAGAGUAUGUGGAUCUGUCUUUAAACCCAGAGAGAUACACAGGUUAUAAAGGUCCUUCGGCUCACCGAAUUUGGAGAAGUAUUUACCAGGAAAAUUGUUUUCGACCGAAACUUAACCCAUAUGAGUCUUUUCCGUAUGUCUUGAGUUCAGACUUAAGUAACAUGUGCCUGGAGAAGAGAGUAUUUUAUAGAGCUGUGUCGGGUUUGCAUUCCAGUAUUAAUAUUCAUUUAUGUUCUCAUUAUUUAUUGUCUGAGAAGGGUGUUGGAUUUGCUGCUCCACCUGAUGGGGAGUGGGGACCGAAUUUAGCAGAGUUCCAACGCCGUUUUGAUCCAUCACAGACACAUGGAGAGGGCCCCAAUUGGUUGAAAAAUUUGUAUUUUGUUUAUUUGUUAGAAAUGCGCGCCCUCGCUAAAGCUGGCCCAUAUUUGGAGAAUGAAGAAUAUUUCACAGGCAACCCAACAGAGGAUGAGGAGACACGGGACGCGAUAAGCAAUAUGCUUAGCGUAAUUUACACAUUCCCUGAUCAUUUCAAUGAGUCUUCCAUGUUUAACGGUGGCAGCCAAGCAGCAAAGUUAAAGAAUGAGUUUAGGGAACACUUCUUGAAUAUAUCCAGAAUAAUGGAUUGUGUUGGGUGUGAUAAAUGCAAGUUAUGGGGAAAACUCCAGACACAGGGUCUAGGAACUGCAUUAAAAAUUCUAUUUUCAUCCCAAUGGGACAAUCUUGAAGGUGAUCCGGAGCAAGGCAAACUGCCUGUGAGGCAUAAAGAGAACAAGCGGUUACAAAGAACCGAAAUAGUUGCAUUGUUCAACGCGUUUGCGAGGCUUUCAAACAGUAUCCGUCAACUGGAGAACUUCAGAAUCAUGCUCAGUGCGAAUAAAGAGCCGGACGGGGGGCGAAGCAUGUAUGUGGGUGCGCCAAAUGCGAACAGAAAAACGGGCGGCAAGGAGCCGUGUUCAUCGGGCGGCGACAAACCUCGGAUUUGGAGU